This is a messenger RNA of Anthostomella pinea, 258 nucleotides long. NCBI's taxonomy places the organism in Eukaryota, Fungi, Ascomycota, Sordariomycetes, Xylariales, Xylariaceae. The record is from the annotation of a GenBank genome assembly.
AUGGGGCUUGAAAGGAGUACUGUGUCGUCUGUCGCUAUCCCUGUCGGUGUUGAUGUCGCUGUCACUGUCGAUGUUGCUGUCGAUGUCACUGUCGAUGUCACUGUCGAUGUCACUGUUGAUGUCACUGUUGAUGUCACUGUCGAUGUCACUGCCGGUGUCACUGCCGGUGUUGCUGUCACUUUUGAUGUCACUGUCAAGGUCGACGUCGCUGUCACGACAAUAAAUUCCUUGACCAUAGCAGCCAUAUUUUCAUUCUGA